AUGGUGCAGGUAAAAGUGGAACAAGGAUUGCUGGAAGGCGAAGAACUGGAAGCUGUCACAGGCGACAAACGUUACUUCAGCUUUAAAGGCAUUCCUUACGCUGCACCACCGCUGGGAAAACUAAGAUUUCAGGCUCCUCAACCUCCAGAACCAUGGAAGGGAGUAAGAAAAGCGACUGAACACGGACCUGUUUGUAUACAAAAAGAUAUAUUUACAAAUCAGUUUAUUCCUGGAAUGAAGGAUCAAGUGGCUGCGCUCAAAUGGGUGAAACGUAACAUUUCCAACUUCGGAGGUGAUCCAAACAAUGUAACUGUUUUCGGUGAAAGUGCAGGAGGUGCGUCCACGGCAUUACAUGUUCUAUCACCUAUGUCAAAAGGCCUUUUUAAAAGAGCUAUUCCAAUGAGUGGUGUACCAUUUUGCGAUUGGUCAAUGGCUUUUGAACCUAAAAGGAAAGCCUUUGUUCUUGGAAAGCAACUAGGAAUAGACACUACUGACACAGAAAAAUUGCUUGAACUUUUACAAAAUAUUCCAAUAGAGAGACUAGUUGAUGCAAAUCCUUCUGUGGUAUCGUCUGAAGAGUUGUCGACAGGCAAUCUACUAAAAAUAUAUCAUUUCACGCCAGUCGUGGAGAAAGAUUUUGGUCUUGAUCAUUUUUUAACAGAAGAUCCUGAGGAAGCGAUGAAAAAUGGCCGUCUUAAUGAUGUAGACAUUAUGAUAGGCUAUACAAGUGAGGAAGCUGUAGUUGGUGUGCAAUCUUUUGAAAAUAAUUUAAUAAAAACCUAUAAUAGGUACAGCGAAAUGCUCGUGCCGAGAAAGAUUUUGAUGAAAUGCCCUACGAGCACUAUUUUAGAGAUAUCAGAUAGAAUCCAUAAAUAUUACUUUGGAGAUAAACCCAUAAGCGUUGACUGUAUGAAAGAGUUUGUCCAAUACGCAUCUCAUAGUUGUUUCCUACGUGAUGUACACAAAUACUUAAAUCUUCUCCCUAAAAAAGGUAUAAGGAUAUACUUGUAUAAAUUCUCAUGCGUCUCUGAGAGGAAUAUUUAUGGCAAUCAAGGUUCCAAAUUUGGUAUAACUGGCGCGGCGCAUUUAGACGAUUUAAUGCAUUUGUUUGAUGCAAAAAUGUUCAAUUUAAAGGUGGACAAAAGUAAUUCGACUUAUAAGAUGAUUCAACAGACAUGUACCUUGUUUACAAACUUUGCGAAGUUUGGUAACCCAACUCCUGAUUCCUCGCUUGGCGCAAUAUGGCCCGAAUACAAUGAAGCUACAGGGGCAUAUCUGGAUAUAGGCGAGAAGUUGACACCCGGCGAAGCGCUUGACGCUGAAUAUUUGAAAUUUUGGAACAGUAUAUAUGAAUACGCUGGAUUAGCUUAA
Parnassius apollo (apollo) is the source of this 1371-nucleotide messenger RNA. The record is from the annotation of a GenBank genome assembly. NCBI's taxonomy places the organism in Eukaryota, Metazoa, Arthropoda, Insecta, Lepidoptera, Papilionidae.